Molecule: messenger RNA, 909 nt
Organism: Pestalotiopsis fici W106-1
Lineage: Eukaryota; Fungi; Ascomycota; Sordariomycetes; Amphisphaeriales; Sporocadaceae
Exons: 2
Coding region: 1-909 (302 amino acids)
Biological process (GO): peptidyl-lysine dimethylation; peptidyl-lysine monomethylation
Cellular component (GO): cytoplasm
Molecular function (GO): protein-lysine N-methyltransferase activity
Source: RefSeq, a predicted model, not a curated record
AUGGCAGACCAAGAAAACAGCGCCGCAACGACGGCGAAGCCGAGCCAUCUCGAACCUUCAGAGCUGGGCACCAGGGAAUAUUGGGACGAGCUCUACACUCGCGAAAUCUCCAACCACACGGCCAACCCAUCAGACACGGGGACCAACUGGUUCGACGACUCGGGGGCGCAGGACAAGGUACUAGAGUUUCUAGCGACGCACCUUUUAUCCUCCUCGUCGUCGUCGUCGGACCACCCAACAGAAGCAAAGAAGAGGACAAGAACCGAGACGAGCUUUCUCGAUCUGGGCACCGGCAACGGCGAGCUUCUCUUUGGUCUCCGCGACGAGGGCUGGGCCGGCCGCAUGCUCGGCGUCGAUUACUCGGAGCGCAGUGUCGAGUUUGCUCGGCGCAUCAAUGAGGUGAAACAAGCAGAAUACCACGACGAGGAGGAGGAGGAGAAAGAAGAAGACGAAGAGGAUGAUGAAGACGAAGACGAACCAAAUCCUUCCCGUCAACCCGUCGAGUUUGAACAGCUCGAUAUUCUAUCACCCCCACCCGCCGGCUCAGCCGUGCUGUCCGGAGCCCAAAAUAGUGGUUGGGACGUGGUGCUGGACAAGGGCACCUUUGACGCCAUCUCGCUGUCGUCGGCCACCGACAGCCGGGGUCGCCGCAUCAAUGAAGGGUACCGCGCCUCGGCGCUGCGGCUGGUGAGGAAUGGCGGCCUGUUUCUCAUUACGAGCUGCAAUUGGACCGAGGACGAGCUUGUGCAGUGGUUUGCCGACAAGACUGCCUUCGACGAGGAAGAGGACCAGGAUCUGCGAGGGUGGACGUUUGAGGUUGUGGAUCGCCUCAAGUAUAGGGUCUUCACUUUUGGCGGAGUCAAGGGUCAGACCAUUAGCAGCAUGUGUUUCCGCAAGGUGGCUCGGUGA